AUGAAGAAAGUAGGUCUUCUAUGUCUAGAGCAUUAAGUAUAUCCAAAAUUAAUAUGUUUUGAUCAAUCUUGUAAAGCAAGUAGAUUCUAAUGCAUGUAAUGUAUUAAAUAAGGAGCUCAUGUUUCUCAUCCUUAAAACUAAGAAGACCCAUAAUAAAUAUAUUAACAUAUUUUAAAAAUUGAAACAGAAAGUGAAGCUUUAAUAAAAUACUUAUAACUAUCUAUUAAUGAUGUAAAUAAGCAUCUUCAAUUUUUGAUUAAUGGAAUUAGAAGAAAAUAUCAGAAAAAAUCAAAUGAGAUCUAAAAGAUGGAGUAUAAGUAAGUUCAUUUUUUCUUUUCACAAACCAUCAAAUUCAAAUCAUUUGAAGAAACUCUAAAAAUACAAUACUAAAAAUCCUUUUAGGAUUUCAUAGACUCACUAGAAAACUUAUACCUGGAUUUAAAAUUACCCUAAUUAGAUUAUAUUACAUUUUAUAGUUAAGAUAUGGUAAGAAAACCUUUAACAUUAGCCUAUGAACUAUAUCAGGAUUAUGAUGACUAUUAAGAGGCGAUUUAAUUAUUUGAUAAAUCAUUACAGUAUAUAACGGCAUUCGAAACUUCCAAGAUAUGGGGCAAAGGUAAGAUUAUGUGUUAAAGUUUAGCGGAUAGUUUAAGGAUUCUUAAUAAACCUGAUGAAGCCAUCAUUUGGGCAGAUAAAGCCUUGCAAAUAGAUUAAAACCAUUGCUAAUCGUUAUGGUCCAAAGCUGAAAGUUUAAGAAUUCUUUGUAAAUAUGAUGAAUCAAUCAUUUGGGCAGAUAAAUGUUUAUUAAUUAAUCCAAAAGACAAUUUAUCAUUAUUUUGCAAAGUGUUAGCCCAAUGUUUAUAAAUGCUUGGUAAAUAUAACGAAACAAUCAUUUUGGUAGAUAAAGUGUUGUAGUCCAUUCCAAAACAUUUGGAUGCAUAUUGUACUAAAAGUGACUCAUUACGAUAAUUGCAAAUGUUUCGGGAAGCAAUGGAUGCUAUCGAGCUUUCAUUAUCAAUUGAUCCAAAUCACAUUGAAUCAUUAAUGGUUAAAGGCUAAUGUUUACAAGAUCAGAAAUAAUAUUAAGAAGCUCUAAACGUUUAUGAAAAUGCUUUAGAAAUAAAUCCAAAUCAUUAAUAGAGUAAAGAAAAAAAAGCUGAAUGUUUAGAAGCUUUAAAUCAAAUAUGA
Messenger RNA from Paramecium tetraurelia, 1188 nucleotides. RefSeq lists its product as uncharacterized. Gene Ontology annotation, molecular function: protein binding. The transcript has 7 exons. The record is from RefSeq and is a predicted model, not a curated record. Lineage: Eukaryota; Ciliophora; Oligohymenophorea; Peniculida; Parameciidae.